AUGGGCCCCGUGCGCCUGCCAUUUGGUCUCGGUUCACCGUGCUCGCCUGCAGAUGUGAGCGCCACGCACACCUGCUCUGGUCCCCGCGCCGCGUCCCCGGGGCCCACGCCCGGGAACCGCCGGCAUGAUGUCACACACCUGUUUGGCUGGAGGCUGCGGCCCCUGCCGACGGAGCUCGGGCCCCUGGGUGUCGCCUCUUUCUGUCUUUUCCCUCUCUUUCUCUCACUCUCUUCCCCUCCCUCUUUCUCUACCCCUCUCACUUUCCCUCUUUCUCCCCCUCUCUUUUUCUCUCUCCCUGUCUCCCCUUCCUUUUUCCUCUACCUCACUCUUUCCCCCUCCAUCUUUCUCUCCCUCUCUCUCUCUCUCUUUCUCCCCCCCUCUCUCUCUUCCCCUCCCUCUCUCUCCCUUGCUCUCUCCCCCUUCCUCCUUCAUUACCUCUCUCUCCCUCUCUUUUUCUCUCUCUCUCUCCCCCUCCCUCUUUCACUCUCUUUCUCUCUCUCACUCUCUCCCUUGCUCCUUCUCUACUUCUCUCGUCCAGACUCCUUCUCCAGCCGGGUGCUGAGGACUCUUCUGCAGGAGGUGAGGUUUGGGGAGACCGUCUCCUACAAACGUCUGGCCGAAAUGGCGGGAAACCCCCGCGCCGUGCGGGCGGUGGGAGGAGCCAUGAGGAGGAACCCGGUCCCUCUUGUGAUCCCCUGCCACAGAGUGGUCCCCAGUAGCGGGCCGAGUGGCGCGUACAUGGGGGGCCGGGGCAACCACCUCAAAGUUUGGCUGCUCGCCCACGAGAGACCUGGAGGGUAGCGUCACGUAGGGGCACGCACACACACACACACACACACACACACACACACACACACACACACACCACACACACACACACACACACACACACACACACACACACACACGAACACACACACACACACACACACACACGCACACAAAACGAGAACAAAAUGUCAUCAUAAAGACAUAAAGUUUGCCAUACUUUGCCAGGCCACUAUGGAUGUGUUGUUGAUAUUAUUAGGGGGGAGCGGAUUCUUAAAGUCAGUGAAAUGGCAGCUCGCCCAUGAGAGAACAAGAGGGGAAGGUUAAUGUCCUGCACACAGAAACUCCAAAAGCUAAUAUUAAGUGUCAUGGAGUUUGCCGUGAGCCAGGAUUCUGUGAAGGUUUUUGUUGUAAUUAUAAGAAGUCGUUGAAUUUAACUGAAUGAUAAAAAAGGAGGCCAAUCCUUAAAGUCAUGAGAAGCGGGAACACAGAGCGAAACUACCAUAAAAGUCAAAGUUUCCCGUGCGUUGCCAUGACACAAUAAACAUGUUUUUGUACUCAAAUGAUAACACAAUAGAAUAAAAACUGAAUAACAUAAAGGGGGCUAUUCUUAACGUAAAUAAAGUAUGUAAAGUGCGGUACACAAACAAAAAAACGAAACAAAAAAACAACAACCUUUCAUUCUAAGAGUCCUUAAGUUUAUACCGCAAAUUGCCAGAUACUAUGGAACAACUGGAGGUGAUGGUAAAUAUUCAGCUGCAUAUUUAAGGGAAUAAAGAAAUGAUCUAAGAAUAGAGAAGCUGGCUGGCUAAUGUGAUACGGUGUCGUGGCAGAAUUAGAAUGUACAAAAAUAACCUAAACAGAACACAAGGAAUUACAAACAUAUGUUCCCACGAGUCUCUGUGCUGUUUGCCAGAUAUCGCUGGAAUGGCUUUUCUAAAGAAUUAUUAUUCCUUUAAAAAUAUGUCUCUUGCAUUGUUAUUGUUGUUAUUUUCGUUUAUUAUUUUUUUCCCCCUUUCUUCAGAAUUAGUCUUUGUAACUCUUGUUGUUGUUGUUUUUUUUAAUUUCCUGCCAAGUAAAUGCUUUGUUCGACAUCCAGUACUAAAGGCUGGGAGUUUUACGGCUACAAAGCUUUGUUGUAAGGCGUUGGUUUUGUCUUCAUUUAGAUCUCAUUGUUGCGCUCUGGUCGUUAUUAUCCGUCUAUUAACUAGAGAGGUGAUGCCGCGCAUUUGGAUUAUAAAAGUACAUAUAAUAUGUAUAUGAAUGUUUUUAUUUGUCUUUUUGUCACGCGAUCAAUGCAGUUGUGUUCCUGCUUCCAUUAGGUUUCCACUUUUCAACGUGAUAUUUUUAUUAAAAAAUGUGUAUAAAAUGCC
Molecule: messenger RNA, 2141 nt
Organism: Gadus macrocephalus (Pacific cod)
Lineage: Eukaryota; Metazoa; Chordata; Actinopteri; Gadiformes; Gadidae
Gene: mgmt
Product: O-6-methylguanine-DNA methyltransferase
Exons: 4
Coding region: 1-801 (266 amino acids)
Biological process (GO): DNA repair
Cellular component (GO): nucleus
Molecular function (GO): methylated-DNA-[protein]-cysteine S-methyltransferase activity
Source: RefSeq, a predicted model, not a curated record